Molecule: messenger RNA, 2690 nt
Organism: Nicotiana attenuata
Lineage: Eukaryota; Viridiplantae; Streptophyta; Magnoliopsida; Solanales; Solanaceae
Product: phosphatidylinositol 4-kinase gamma 4-like
Exons: 2
Coding region: 578-2299 (573 amino acids)
Molecular function (GO): protein binding
Source: RefSeq, a predicted model, not a curated record
UACAACGCAUAUCUUCUUCAGUCUUCUUCUUCAACGGUACCAAAUUUCUCCACCUAACACGCUCCCAUUUGUCACCGUUCAAUCACCGGAAAAUUCGCCGGAACCAUUCAAAAAGCUCAUCGUUGAUCUGUUUUCACCUUAUCUAUAUACUAAGCUUCCGAUCAUCCAUUUCCUCUUCGGUUCUUAUUCCUCCGUUAAUAAGAAUCCGCUCGUUGUUCUCUGCCUUUGAAUUUCUCUAUUUAACUUUAUUUCUAAUUUUUUUCCCCAAAAUCCAAUUUCUGAAACCCUAAUUUCCGAUUUCCCAAAGCUUCUAGCUCGCUUUUCUAUGGCCCAUUUCAAGUAAAUUCAUAUAUGGGCCUAUUAUGAAUCUCUAGGGCUUUGGGAAGUUUUAAUUUGGUUUUGUUCUUUUUUUUUAAUUUGUACAGUUUCGAUCUGUGAAGAGGAACACAGAUUGUAUGUAAAGAUGGGUUUGUGAAAAUCUUGGUAAACUAUCUUUUGUUUUUAGGGGUUUAUACUUUUCAGGUUGAUUUGAUUUUUUUUGGAAUUUAGGGUUUGAAAAUUUUGGAUUAGUGGAAAGAUGUCUUCAGCUGGGGUGAUUGCGAUUAGUCCUAUGUGCAAAGAAUCUAUGAUGAUUCCUGCGGAUUUCCAUAGCCAAGAAUCAAUUUUGAUAUACGUGGCUAUGUCAGGGUCAAUGGUACCAAUGAGGGUUUUGGAAUAUGAUUCAAUUGACUCUGUGAAGCUUCAGAUUCAAACCUGCAAAGGGUUUGUUGUGAAAAAUCAAAAAUUGGUGUGUGGGGGCCGAGAAUUGGCCAGAAGCAAUUCCCUCAUUCGGGAUUAUGGAGUUGGUGAUGGAAAUGUUCUCCAUUUGGUCCUUAGGUUAUCAGAUCUUCAGGUCAUCAAUGUGAAAACUUCUUCUGGUGAAGAGUUUACCUUUAAUGUGGAUAAGAGCAGGGAUGUCGGAUAUGUGAAGCGUCAGAUUGCUAAGAAAAAGAAGGGUGCUUUAGGAGAUAUUGAUGAGCAAGAAGUGCUCUGCAAUGGUGAAAGACUUGAAGAUCAGAGGCUUAUACAUGAUAUCUGCAAGAACAAUGAUGCUGUGAUUCAUUUGUUUGUGAGAAAAUCUGCAAAGAUUAGAGCAAGACCGGUGGAGAGGAAUUUUGAGCUGUCUAUUGUGGCACCACAACUGAAUGAUGACAAGGUUACGGAGAGCAAUAGUGGGAAUGAAAUACUAGACAAUAAGCUUUCGGUCCCUAGGGAGCCUCCUGAUAGGGCGAGUAUUUUGGAACCUAUCAUUGUUAACCCAAAGAUUGAAGUGCCUUUGGUGAUUAGUGAUUUGAUUGGCUCUACACUUGAAGGGUUAGAUAGAGGACAUUAUCCUAUUAGAUCCUCUGAAGGCACAGGAGGAGCCUACUUUAUGCUUGAUGCAGCAGGGAGUAAGUAUGUUUCGGUGUUUAAACCAAUUGAUGAGGAGCCUAUGGCUGUGAAUAACCCGCGAGGGCUGCCUUUAUCAGUUAAUGGCGAGGGCUUGAAGAAAGGAACAAGAGUUGGAGAAGGUGCUUUGAGGGAAUGUGCUGCUUACCUUUUGGAUCACCCAAAAAGCGGUAGGCGUUCAUUUUCUGGUGAGGCACUGGGCUUUGCUGGUGUUCCACCAACUCUCUUUGUGAGGUGUCUCCACAGCGGAUUCAAUCACCCAGAUGGUAUCACCCCUAAGAUUGGCUCCUUGCAAAAGUUCAUUGAGAACAAAGGAAGUUGUGAGGAUAUGGGUCCCAGUGCUUUUCCUGUAGGGGAAGUGCAUAAGAUUGCAGUGCUUGAUAUGAGGAUGGCGAAUGCAGAUAGGCAUGCAGGGAAUAUUUUAAUGAGCAAAGGCGAAGAUGGGCAGAUUGUCCUCAUUCCAAUUGAUCAUGGUUACUGCUUGCCUGACAGUUUUGAAGAUGUCACUUUUGACUGGCUGUAUUGGCCACAAGCUCGUCAGCCUUUUAGCUCCGAAACCAUUGAGUACAUAAAAUCACUUGAUGCGGAAGAAGACAUUGCCUUGUUGAAGUUUUACGGGUGGGACAUGCCUUUGGAAAGUGCCCGCACACUCCGCAUCUCUACUAUGCUUUUGAAGAAAGGUGCAGAGAGGGGCCUCACGCCAUUUACCAUAGGGAACAUCAUGUGCCGCGAGACCUUGAACAAGGAAUCUGUGAUUGAGGAGAUUGUUCAAGAAGCACUGGACUCUGUGCUUCCUGGCUCAAGUGAAGAUGCAUUCCUUGAGACCAUCUCACAUAUAAUGGAUCAACGCCUUGAUGAGAUUUCCUAUUGAUAUUUCACUGAAGAAUUGGUAUAUAGGUGUACAUAGGAGAGUCUGCGGACAUCUAUUGUCUGCAUGCAUCAACUUCAAGAGAAUAUCCUGAUUUCAUUGCUUUCAAUUUGUUUUCGCAGUUAACUGGAAAUGACCUAGCUAGGUUGUGACCAAGUUCUUUAUCUCGGUGUCAAUUCUCAAACUACUGUAAAGUUUGUUCAUCUUUUUUUAUGCUGGAUUAAGUCGAAGACACAAUAUCCUUUUCCUCAUAAUAGUUUCGUUCUUGUAUACUUAUUAAAUAUGUUUGCAGGAGCCAAGGCUGUUGACAUUGUUGCUAGUUUUAGCCCUUUUGGGUGGUACAUAACUCAAGUAAUGAACAAAGCUAAGAUCUCAACAGAUCUGUUUUAUUGUA